UCACUUACUUCUGCAUGCUUGGUCAGAGAAGGAAACAAAACUGGCCGAGGGUGAAGAAAAACCCUUCAACGCUUUCCUGUUGCGAGUGAUAUUAAACUCAAAAUGAUGCUGCUUUUGACUAUUUUGUCCUCUGCCCUUGUUUUGAUUACAUGUCAAACGGAAUUCACUCCCUUGACCUAUGUGUACUACAGCGAAAGACGAAACUGGAAUGAUGCAAGUCAGACAUGCGCACAGACAGAUGGAAUGCUGGCCCGGUUUCCGGAUGUAUCGACUGUUAUGGACAUUUUGGAAGAACUUCCGGCGAUAAAAAAUAUCACGGUCUGGAAUAACAUAAAAGAUACAAAUCCGAAUGGUCAACCUUGGGUUUACUGUAGUACCAUAACUCUAAAUUCCAAUAGAACGAUGUCUUUGUUUCCAUGCCAACAAGCGCUACCUUUUAUGUGUCAGUAUCAGAAAGGACAGUGUCGGUAUAGGAUAUACGAACAAACCAUGAUCCAAAGUAACAAUGUUAUCACGAUAACCGCGAUCAUGUGGCAACGCUGUCACGACCUGUGCGAGACUGUCACCGAGAUCACGUGUCGUAGCUUCGAGUAUAACCCUGGCAGUCAGUACUGCCAGCUGUCAGACACCAACAGGUGGCGGGAAACUAACCAGUUCGCCUUCAACGUCCCAAGUUGGGAUUACUACCAUAAAUCCUGCGUUACUGCUUUGCUUCAGCAAGAGUACACAACGACUACACCUUCCCGACCUAUUACGUCAUCAACGACGUCAACUGUUUCUAUUGAAACCAGUACCACAAAAAGCAAAGUAAAGUCAGAGGCACCACAACCACUGAGAAUCUUGAAGUACGACAAUCUAUUGUCAUGGCCAAGAGCCAAAGAGUUUUGUCAAUCAAAAGGAGGAAGUCUGAUUGUUUUGAAGGACAAAUCCAUUAUUCCAGAGGCAAACCUUACGUCAUCCGACAAUUUAGAAACUUUGUGGAUUGGACUUUCGCGGGAACAGAAUAAGGAUUGGAGUUGGAUAAACGGAGAUCAACCCAAUGUAAGCCAUUGGAAAUAUGAACCAAAACAAUAUGACACAUCACAGAAAUGUGCGUCGGUAGCUUUGAAAUCUCCCUACUGGUGGUAUGAAGGAUUCUGCUACGAAGCUAAGCCUUUUAUCUGUCAGUUUAGAGAAGAUAUUUGCAGAUACCAGAAGGAAGUUUCAUCGGUGAUUGUAGCUCAUAACAAACUCGUUUUGGCUAACACCACCCUUUCAGAAUGUUACCACGUUUGCAAUUCGUCAACUCAAGUCACGUGUCGCUCGUUUGAAUAUAAUGCAGAAAAUCAGGUUUGUCAAAUCAGUGACGUCAAUAAGUGGACGGAAAGUCAAUAUUUUCUACAAGAUGUACGAGGCUGGGAUUAUUAUCACAGAAAAUGCUAUUUUGGUAUUGAUGACUUCCUUUUGUCAACAACAACGAAAGCACUACCAACAACAAUAGUGACAACAGAAGAACUAACAGACCCUAGUACACAAUCGCAAACAACCACUGAAACAACGUUCGAAGUCAUUCAGCGAGAACUGGUGGAAAUGGGAACAAAGAUCCGCGAAAAGAAACGCCUUGCGUCAAAACAAAGCGUCAUCGACACGCGUCCCUCGGCCACGAGCGUCGGCGUCGUAGCUGUUGUGAUAAUCGUGUCAAUGGUCGGAGGGGUUGUCUUAUUGGACAUAGGGACGCUCCAUCUACAUUGCCAACACUUCGCAAGGAGAAAGAAAAAGAAAAGACAAAAACAUAAUUAUAUAAAGGAACGCGAGAGUGACUGCAAUAAUUCGACCUAUGUGGCGGAAAAUACAUUCUGUGAUCGAUGCGGACAUCGUUUGACGCGUGAUGGUUCUGAGCAGAGCAAGCAGAACAUUGGAACGAGCAAUUUGGAGGACAUAAAGUGUGCUUUUAACUCAAAGGAAGAUAUUUUACUCAACGAGAGCAAAAACAAUAACGUGGAAAAUCCAUAUAAUGAUAAUGACACACAAUUUUGAUAGACGAAAAAUUUCAUUUCUGUACAUAUACAAUCAACAUAACAUGUAAAUACGUUUUAUAAAUUUUAUUGUAAAUUUUAAAAUGAUUUUACUUGAUACUUGUAUACUCGACUGUGGGUAUUCAGUAUAGGUGCAGAGACAUCAAGGUUACGAUUUCUGUGUUUUCUAUGAUUCAUUUUAUUACAAAAUGUUAUAAUUUUAUGUUUAUGCAUGUACAUCGAAUAUGUAAUUUGAAAUAAUCUUUGUUUUAUAAUGUCUGAUUGACCAAUGUUAUUGAUAUGAGCGUCAAUCAAAUGUAAUCACAAUAUUCCCUUAUGUUAGUAAUAACUACAUGUACGUAUAUGAAUAAAAGAUGAUCGUGGCAAAACAUAAAGUUAAUGAGCAAAAUAUUUUCAUUCAAUUUUAUACCGAGUUAUUAUACCGUAAUUUCUAAACUUUUUAAUACAGUCAACUUGGCGAGUUUUUUGGUUUUUUUUGGGGGGGGGGUUAGUUUUUUUAGAAGGGUGUUUUUGUUUGCAAUCAUGCAGUCUUUAGUAAUUUGAAGGCAAAAGCAAUUACGCUACGCAAAUAUUGAUUGUAUUGUUCAAUACGGUGGUCUCUAUUACUUCAAUAAGAAUUUAUCAUCAAGUUCGCUGACAUUUUGAAUAAUCUAAUAAUGAUUUUUUUGUUAUUAAAAAUACCUGAAAUACACAAUGGUUCUGUUUAAAUAAAAAUACACAUGUACAAGUCAACAAAAAAACCAUACAUCUCAAACAAU
Magallana angulata is the source of this 2773-nucleotide messenger RNA. RefSeq lists its product as uncharacterized. Lineage: Eukaryota; Metazoa; Mollusca; Bivalvia; Ostreida; Ostreidae. The record is from RefSeq and is a predicted model, not a curated record. The coding region runs from base 103 to 2016 and encodes 637 amino acids. The transcript is spliced from 12 exons.